CCUAGAAUAGGCAAAGGUCUUGCAGCUUCUGGCAUAUUUACCAUUGUGUCAAUUAAUCAUGUGUCAAUAUAGUAUGGUUUAUGGAAACUGGUGAGGCUAGACUUAACACCUGGAUAAGCUGCACUGUUUCAGCUGUUUAAGGUUAUAGUAACAAAUCUGUUGAAUCUGGAAAGAAUUUUCUGCAUGGAUAAAACAGCUACAAUUAAGAUAUCACACUUUUAUAGUUUUGUGGUUGAAAGCUUUUUUUUUUACUGCUUAAAUUAGAUUUAUAUUCCAUGGCAUCAUGACUAUUAGCAUUACUUGAAAAUUCACUAGUUACAAUACAUUCUUGGAACCAGAAUAAAGACAAAUUUAACUGUAAGGCUUGUUCUCUCAUUGAGAAAGUGCAUAGCAAAUGACAUAAGUUCUAGGAUAUCAAAACACUGGUUACCAUUUGAAUUUUUACAGAAAACACACAAAUCAUAGAUCAAAGACAGUUAACAGGUAACAUCUUAUGAUGAUUUUUAUAAGCUUGUGUAAAAGGGCUUACUACAUAUCUCAAAAAAAAAAAAAGUGACAUGUGCCUCAUAUCAAAUAAUUCCUCUUUCCCUAGUGCUAAAUGCAUAGAAAUAGAGGAUGAGAUACACAGAUCAAAUGGGUCAUUAUAGCUAUCAACCAUCUUUGCAUUUUAUGUGUUGAUACUGGACCUGAAAAUGAGUUAAAUACUGAGAAUUUGCCAAAAAAUACAGUUGGGCAUAUUUUCUUGCUUAAAACUAUUGAUUACUGCCUCAAAAUUUUGUAUUUGAUCUCCCAAAUACAAAGCAUAUUACUAAUAGUUUGUUCUGGAACUUACAGUUUCGCCUGGCAUCAGUGACAUUUCAACCUAUAAGAACAGUUCAACUUACUCCUUUACAGGACAAUGAAGUCAAUGCAAACACUGAUAGCAACAAUAUUUUGAGUAUUACAAAUUCUGUACCUAUACCUACAAAACCAUGUAUGAAACUUUACCAGCCUCAAUAAGCCAAACCGUAGCAAAGGCAGGCUAAAAAGUCACCAGAACAGGCUCCUGCUAUUGUUUCUGAUAGCUCUACUUCAACAGGAAACCUGGACUCAUUCAGAAUGGGUGAGUAUUACAAAUGCUCUGCAGACUUGAAAGAACAAGCAAGUGAAAUAAAAUUAAAAUGCAGUGAAGCUGAUGUAGGUAUUAAAACUGAGCAGGCUGACUUUGAAAAAUAUCAGCUUUCAAUAACCUAUGAAAAUUCAGAUAUUGUGAAUACAGCCAGCGUUUUUGAUGACAGUCAUGCUAAUUUCAACUCAAGUGAAGUGACAAACAUCAAGGAGAACUGUGAAAUAUUUGCAGUUCAGUGUCCUGCGUCAAGCAAUGCAGACAGUGUAAGAGGUGGAAACUGUGAGAGAAAUGUAGAACUAAGGAGUGCCAUUAGAACUUAUUUAGAGGAAGUGGAUGUUUCAGGAGUGAUACCUGCUCAUAGUUGGUGUGCAGAUGUAGACACUGUGAACGCCGUGCUUGAAAAUCAUGGUUUAGACUCAAGCUGCAAAAAUGAAGUAGUAGAAUCAUAUCAUAUGCUAGAAGAUAAAUCUAUAGCUAAAAUCAUUCCUCACUUUUCUGCUGGGAAAGCAGAAAACAGUGUUUAUCCAGUAGUCUUUGGAACAACUGAAAAAAUUGCAAUUUCAGCAGCAACUGAAACAAAAAUCAAUAAAUCGGUUCCUCUUGUCUAUAUUACACUAUCUGAACAUGAGCCACCAUGGGCACCACAGACUGCCAAAUGUCCCACCAGAAAAAAGGAUGUCAUCCAUAGCAUGCCUCCUAAUGCGAGUCACAGCUUCAGCAUACUUGCUUACAAAGAAAGUGACAAAAUAAAAACUAAUACAAAUAGAUCUGCUUCAAAGACUAAAAUGAGUAGCGAAGUACCUCAAGAUUUCUCUGUUUCUGAUGAGAGUGCCACAAAAUGUAACACACACAAUACAAACAUCAAGAACCACCUUUUCCCUUCUGUAGGACUCUCUCAUCUGGAAUCUGAGGCUUCCUCAAAGCUUCAGGAAAAAAGACCUCAGAUGAAGAAACACCAUGUUCUUCAGAGUGCUCAGAAAUCUAAAAAGCAAACAUUUCCUUAUAUCUGCAAAAGUUCAAGUAACUUAAAGAAACAUGUUACUCCACUUUCUGUUCCACGAACACAGUCUGCCUCAGAUUUCUUGAAUUUGAAAUAUAGUGACAUGUUCAAGGAAAUAAAUUCAAAUGACAAAGGCCCAGGGAUUUAUGAAAUGUUCGGGACUCCUGUAUAUUCCCAAGUGCGUGGACUUGGUCAACAUGAGAGCAGAUUUUACAGGGAAGUUUGUUCUGCUCCACCUGGGAGAUACAUUGCUAAUAAACGUAAAUCUACCUGCACUACUGAGAGAGACAGCAGGAGAAUAAGGAGCACCCAGAAAAGAACACGUUCUAAACCCAAUAACACAAUUGACAUUAAACAAAAGCACAAAGACUUAACACCAGAAGAGAGAAGUUCUGAGUUAAGAGAUAGCAACACGGAGCUAGAAGAUGUUGUAAUAAUUUCUGGUCCAGAUUGGCACAUAAAGGCUUCAAGGAGCACACCAUUGUUUAAUGAAGAUGAAGGUCAACAGUUUCUGGUUUUGAAAGAGUUUUCACAAUUCACUAAACAAAAUGAAAUCAUUCCGAAUUCAAACUUGUCAAUUAUUAAAGAAGUCCCUUUGGAGCAGUCUUCAGAUAAUAGAGAUGUAGUUAACAAUCAGAUUCUUGCAACCAGUGUCUACAAUUUUCAGCAGGUUGAUGAUAAACAUCAUGUAGAAUGUGUUGCUUUAGUGAGCAGUUUUCUAAAGACAGAUCAGAACAACAAGUGUGUAGUCCAAGGAAGAGUGGAUAUGGAUGACUCCAUGAAUCUGGAAGCAAACCAGACCUUCUGCAAAUCUAUAGAUAAAUAUGAAGCACUUUUUGCAUUGUCUUUUCCAGACAGAGCAGACUGUGUAUCUUCUCAAAGAAAACUAGAUCAGAGUUGGACGCACAUGUCUGAAAAUUGUAAUUCAGAAAAUGCAUCAACUCAGCAGCCAACAAACCAGACUUCAAAUGCUGCAAGCCCAGUUUUCCAGACUUAUCAAAAUAUUCUAGACUAUGCAGAUAAUGAAGAACUGACUGAUGAGUUGCUUUGUUGCCUGGCGGCAGAGCUGCUAGCACUUGAUGAAAAAGAUACUGCCUCUUCCAGAAUACCUACAAAGAAUACAGGUUCUAAAACAGAAAAUGUAUUUGCUAAAGAAGAAAGAGGCAGUGUGAAUGAAGAUGGCAAAGUAGUAGCAAGUGCAGAGGAACAGCAGAGUUACAGUAAAGCUUUCCUGGCACCAAAGAGGGAAAGUGACUUGUUGAACUUCAAUGAAUCUACAGCAUUUCCAGAAAGCAGUCUAGGUAAUAAGGCUCCUAUCACAUGGACUAGAGGUGAAAUCCUUGGAAAGGGAGCCUAUGGCACUGUGUACUGUGGUUUGACAAGCCAGGGGCAAUUAAUAGCAGUGAAACAAGUUGCUUUGGAUACCUCAGAUAAAGUCACUACAGAAAAGGAGUAUCAGAAGUUGCAAGAAGAAAUUGACCUGUUGAAAGCACUAAAGCAUAUCAACAUUGUAACCUAUUUAGGAACAUGUUUAAAAGAUAACAUCGUAAGCAUUUUCAUGGAGUUUGUUCCUGGUGGCUCAAUUUCCAGUAUUAUUAAUCGUUUUGGGCCAUUGCCAGAAAUUGUCUUUUGUAAAUAUACCAAACAAAUUCUACAAGGGGUUGCAUAUUUACAUAAAAACUGUGUGGUACACAGAGAUAUCAAAGGCAAUAAUGUUAUGCUUAUGCCAAAUGGUGUGAUAAAGCUGAUUGACUUUGGAUGUGCAAAGCGUUUAGCAUGGGUAAGCCUGAGUGGCGCACACAGUGAAAUGCUCAAGUCUGUGCAUGGAACUCCAUAUUGGAUGGCACCAGAAGUAAUAAAUGAAUCUGGAUAUGGAAGAAAAUCAGACAUCUGGAGCAUUGGAUGCACUGUAUUUGAGAUGGCAACAGGUAAACCACCUCUGGCUUCCAUGGAUAGGCUAGCAGCUAUGUUUUACAUUGGAGCCCAUAGAGGACUGAUGCCUUCUUUACCUGACCAUUUCUCAGGAAAAGCAGUGGACUUUGUCCACGUAUGCUUAACCAGAAAUCAACAUGAGCGUCCGUCUGCUGUACAACUGCUGCAGCACCCCUUCAUGAAGGGAAGACAAUGAACUUUUCAAAACGUCUGCCAAACUAAUGUAUAUUUUUGACUCAUAUCUAUUUCUACCACUACAAAAGGUUAAUUUGCAUUUGAUUUGAAAAUGGGAAUGUAGUAACUUACUAAAACUCAACAAUCAGCCAAACAUUGGAAAGCGCCUAUGAGACUGCAAUAUAAUUAUACUAGUUUGAUUUGUGAUAUGAAAUACUUAUCAGGGUAGGGGAAUGCAGUUGCCAUUUAUCCAGUAAAGAAAUUCUUUGCAGGAAAAGUCUUUGCUCUAUAUACACACUGGUCUGUAAAACUUCUGUAAUGAACAUUUCCUGUUUUCUCUGGGCAUAUGAAUGCUAUGAUAAUUUGAGAAGUUUCAUUCUCUCUCCUGGUACUGGUAUUAAAUUCACUU
This is a messenger RNA of Chelonoidis abingdonii (Abingdon island giant tortoise), 4623 nucleotides long. The record is from RefSeq and is a predicted model, not a curated record. NCBI's taxonomy places the organism in Eukaryota, Metazoa, Chordata, Testudines, Testudinidae.